Molecule: messenger RNA, 2484 nt
Organism: Nelumbo nucifera (sacred lotus)
Lineage: Eukaryota; Viridiplantae; Streptophyta; Magnoliopsida; Proteales; Nelumbonaceae
Source: RefSeq, a predicted model, not a curated record
UUUUCUCCCUCCAUCUCUCUGACUCUCUGCUUCAUCUCUGCAUCUGCACUUAUUGUUGUCUCGAGCUAUCUAAAUAUACAAAACUAGAAAAGAUUAAGAGAAAAACAGAGGGUUUUGGUUAAUUUACGUUUUGAUAUAUUGUGUGUAAUGGGCGAAGUGUGCGACGACGACGAUGGAAUCUGAGAGGCCUCAUCGAAGCGGAAGCACCGGCAGCGAGCUCUUCAUCUGCUUCACUUCGAGACUUUCCUCUUCAUCCAUGAAAAUUUCUUCUAAAUCGAUGCUCAGCCCUGGUCGCACGGAUAAGUUCCGGGAACCCUCGUCUCUCUCGUCGUCGUUGAGCAGAAGACUUAGAAGUCAUGGCAGCAUGAGAGGUGGGCAAGCGUCGCCCAUGUUCCCGACAGGAAACAAGAAGAGAGGCUCCACGUUCGACACUGCCGAACCCUCGUCCCCGAAAGUCACCUGCAUUGGCCAAGUUCGCGUCAAGACGAAGAAACACGGGAAGAAAAUGAGAACGAGAUCGAAGCGAUGUAGGAACGGGAGUUUCAGAAGAACAGAGCAAAUCCAGGACGGUGUUCAUCCGCAGCAGCAUCAGGAGUGCUUACCGCACAGAAAUCAGAGAUGGGUUCAUAUCCCUUUGUCAAUUUGCGAGGCUCUAAGAGCUUUCGGGGCCGAGUUCAACUGUUUCCUUCCUUGCCGGUCUUCGUGUACAUCGACUAACGAAAGGGAAAAGGCAGAAAAGGCGAGGACAUCCCCAGCUUCGACUCCUACAAGUUCCUGUGGGACUGUCUUUGCGCGAUGGUUGCUGGCCUUACAAGAUAGUGAGGAGGAGAAGAGGAGAGAGAUGGAAUUGGUAGUUAGAGAAGAAGAGAAGAGAAAGAAUCUAAAGAUGGUCCACGUGAUCGACAUUGAAGAGAAAGGAGAAGCGAAGGAGGUAGCUGGCGAGGAAGAAGAGGGGAGAGUGAGCAUUUGUGUUCCACCCAAAAAUGCCCUGUUGUUGAUGAGAUGCAGAUCUGAUCCUGUGAAGAUGGCUUCUCUGGCUAAUCGCUACUGGGAAUCCUCUGUCACAAAGGCCGGCGACGACGAAGACGAUGAUGAAGACGGAGAGGAUGACAACGAAGAUGAUCGUAUUGAUGAACAGCAAAAAAGCGAAGGAGAAGAAGGCAAUGGGGAAAAAGACGAAGAUGAAGAAGAAUUCCGGGAAGUAAUAGUUCAGCUAGAAGAGGACCAAGGACAAAUGGGAAUGUCUGAUAAGAGGGCCUCAAUCGAAGAAAUUGGAGAACACCAAAACCCACAAAAGCACGAGAAGUUCGAAAUGCAAGAAUACCCAACUAAAGAAGAAGAAGAAAAGCCAGAUGAAGAACAAGAAGAAAAUCCAGAAAAGCAGCAAGAAAGAAAGAUGGAGCUUACAAAAGAAGAAAUCUUGGUAAAUGGGUCUUCAGCUGAAUCCCCAGAAGAACCUAAAAACCAGGAAAAGGAAAGAAGCGAUGGAGAAAUAGAGCAAGACGCCCAUUUGACGGAGACAAUAAAGGAAGCAGAAGAGGCGAGGAGAGCAAGCGUUUCUUCUUCUUCUUCUCGCUCUUCACAGGAUCCCGAAGCCGAACCAGGAGGUCCAAGGCCAACAUUAGCAGACCCAGUGGCAGCUUUGGAAGAGGGAGUUGAAAAGUCAAUAAAAGAGAAAGGGACGGAGAAGACCUACGAGAGAUAUGCAAAGGAGCAACAACUGCAACAACAAGAAAAUCAUGAACAUGAUGAAGGAGACAGGUCAAAGGUGAGAGAAGAAGAUUCUGUGCUACCCGAUUGCUUGCUGUUGAUGAUGUACGAGCCAAAGCUGUCGAUGGAGGUAUCAAAGGAGACCUGGGUUUGCAGUACCGACUUCGUUAGAUGUCGCCCUUCGAAACAAACCACCGCGUCGACCGUGAGGAACGGCGGAGAUGAAUGCAAGCGGAGAGUGAGUACCGACACAAACCCUGGAGUGCAGGUGCAGCAGCAGAAACAGCGACACCAUCGGAAGCAACCGCUCCGGCCACUGCCGCAGGCUGCCCGGAAAUCCUGUUCAAAUCCGGUUCCAGCCCGGAAAUCAUGUUCCAAUGGGCCACCGGCGGCGCCAUCCAUGGCGAACAUGAUCGAGCAGAAGCUAGUGAAUGCAGAGGCGUACGAACCUUUCGUGCUGACGCGAUGCAAGUCGGAGCCGAUGCGAUCCUCGGCUAAGCAUGCGCAGGAGUCUUGUUUCUGGAAUAACGGAAAGCUUGAGUAUCUUGAGCCUCAUCGCCCUACGAUCGGCAUCGGCGCGGCUGGUAUUGGCUACUAAGUAAAGCCGACUAGAACUGGCGCCCGAGCCGUUUUUCCCGUGUAGAGUGUAGUAGUCUGUACUCUGUCGAGUCCCUAUGUACAUCUUUUUUAUUUUAUUUUAUUUUAAAUCAAGUUUAUUUUUAAUUUUUCGAAGAAAAUGACAACAUAUCUUAUGGCCCCACGUAUUGAACUGGU